AUGCUGCGGCUGCCGGCGCCCGGCGGAUUCCCGGAAAGACAUGGGGGGCCCUCUGAACUCAACCCCCACGCCACGCUGCCAAAAGGCUCUCCCUCUAUCUUCCCCUCCAGCGCUCGGCGGCCAGCAAUUAAAUACCACCCUUCAAAUCGCGUACAAGCACCGCGCGACACAAACCCCGAUCGGGCAGCACCGCCACAGCCACCGCAUCCUCACGAGCCACCUCGCUCGCCACACGAUCGGGUCGGCGGCGGCCGCCACAGCCCACAGGCCAGCAUGAGCACCGCGAACGGGAACGGGCUGGCGGCGCACCACCACCACGUCCAGGCGCCGAUGCCGCCUCCGCCGCCGCCGCACCAGAAGCAGCGGCCGGGGCUGCCGCCGACGCCCCCGCCCUCCGCGCCCGGCUCCCACUCCCUGCACCACGCCGGCGCGUGCGUGGACGACGGCUCCUCGGCGCAGGCGCGCAGGGCGCACCGCCGGUCCCGCAGCGACGUCGCGUUCGGCUACUUCCAGCCGCCGCCGCCGCCGUCGCCGACGCCCAAGGCGGAGGCCGGCGGCUGGGGCCUCGCCGGCGGCGCCGCCGCGGGCGAAGACCUGCUCAAUGCGUACAUGAGCAUGGAGAGCAUGGACGGGCUCAACAACAACUCCGACGGGGACAGCCGCGGGAGCAGCGGCAUGCGCACCAACGGCGCCGACAGCAGCGAGAACGAGUCCGAGGACUACGGCGGCGGCGGCGGAGACAGCCAGUUCCUUCUCUGGGCCGACGCCGGCAGGAAGAAGAGGAAUGCCGCCGGCGAGCCCGCGCUGCCGCCGCCGGCGCGGCACGCGAGGAGCUUGUCCAUGGACAGCCUCAUGGGGAAGCUCAGCUUCUCCGCCAAUGGGGAGCCCGGCAGAUUCAGCCUCGAGUUCGGCGGCGGCGAGUUCACCCCCGCCGAGAUGAAGCGGAUUAUGGCCGACGAGAAGCUCGCCGAGAUGGCGCUCGCCGACCCCAAGCGCGUCAAGAGGGUGCUCGCCAACAGGCAGUCUGCGGCGCGGUCCAAGGAGCGGCGGAUGCGGUACAUCGCCGAGCUGGAGCAGAAGGUGCAGAUCCUGCAGACGGAGGCCACGACCCUAUCCGCGCAGCUCACUCUACUGCAGGUUUGAGCACAUUCCUACAGCGUUUUCAGACAGCGUUCUUGCUCG
Panicum virgatum (switchgrass) is the source of this 1182-nucleotide messenger RNA. Its product is annotated as bZIP transcription factor 30-like. The record is from RefSeq and is a predicted model, not a curated record. Lineage: Eukaryota; Viridiplantae; Streptophyta; Magnoliopsida; Poales; Poaceae. Gene Ontology annotation, molecular function: DNA-binding transcription factor activity. The coding region runs from base 1 to 1143 and encodes 380 amino acids. The transcript has 2 exons. Gene Ontology annotation, biological process: regulation of DNA-templated transcription. Gene Ontology annotation, cellular component: nucleus.